Brassica rapa (field mustard) is the source of this 860-nucleotide messenger RNA. RefSeq names its product probable calcium-binding protein CML20. The record is from RefSeq and is a predicted model, not a curated record. Gene Ontology annotation, cellular component: myosin II complex. Gene Ontology annotation, molecular function: calcium ion binding. Lineage: Eukaryota; Viridiplantae; Streptophyta; Magnoliopsida; Brassicales; Brassicaceae.
CUUUCAGUAAUAGCUGAUCGAUCUUUCCCUGGUAUGAAAGUAGAGAGAAACGCUUUAGAUUACUUUUGGAGAAAUCGACGCGGAAAGAGCUUCUUCUUCCAUCUCUCCGAUUCGCUAACAAGGAAUGUCGAGUCUAUACAGAGGUGUUUCGAGGAAAGAGAAACCCAGACGUCAUCAUGGGUUGAAUCAGCAGAAGAGGCAAGAGAUCAAGGAAGCUUUUGAUCUCUUUGACACUGAUGGCUCUGGUACCAUUGAUGCUAAAGAGCUUAAUGUUGCUAUGAGGGCGCUUGGUUUCGAGAUGACGGAAGAGCAAAUCGAGAAAAUGAUAGCAGAUGUGGACAAGGAUGGAAGUGGAGCCAUAGAUUACGAUGAGUUUUAUUAUAUGAUGACUGCUAAGAUCGGUGAACGUGACACCAAAGAAGAGCUCACCAAGGCUUUCAAGAUCAUUGAUCUUGACAAUAAUGGGAAGAUAUCUGCUGAUGAUAUCAAACGCAUGGCAAAGGACUUGGGUGAAAACUUCACUGAUGCUGAGAUUCGUGAGAUGGUUGAAGAAGCUGACCGUGACCGUGAUGGUGAAGUUAAUAUGGAAGAGUUCAUGAGGAUGAUGAAGAGAACUGCUGCUUAUGAGUACUAAAAUAUAGUUGUUGUUGUAUUGAUACUGAUGAGGUCUCUGUUAUAUAUACUUCCUUUUAGCCGAGGCAUUACUAUGUCUUUACCAAAGAUACCAUGUUUCGGUUUUUAUCUAUCUUAGUGACAGAAGUUUGGUCUUUUGUGUUGGUUUAUGUUGUAUAAAAGAAUCUCCUUGGAUUACUUUGCAAAAGAUCUUAAAUGUCUAAUGAGUUGAUGACCCUUCUGUUAAA